CGGAGCCUGACUGACACCGCCGCAGGGGUCCCAGAGAGAGCUGUGGGGGACGCCGAACACCGGAGGGACAACUUGGCGGCGGGGGAGGGGGCCCCGGCGAGGACAGAGGGCAACCGGCCCCCCUGGCCAGCCCCGGAGACUGACAACGGCCAGGCCCGCCUUCCCCUUGGCGUCACUUCCGGCGGUGGCCGCCACCCCCGCCCGCUCUGUCUCUGGAGUCGCCUCGGACUCCGCCCCCUGGCGAUUGGAACGCGGGUCACGUAGCAACGCGGGGGAGACAGGGAGAGGGGCGUGGCCCGGAGCUCGGCCAAUCAGUGCGUGGGGGCGCAGGCCUCCGGCCGCUCGGCUCUAGCAACGUCGUUAGCAACACGUGGGGCGGGAGGAAGCGCGGGCGGGGGGGCGCGCGGAGCAGCGCGGGGGGGCCGCGGGAGGGCGCGGGCGCGCGGGGAGGGGAGGAGAACUGACGUCAGCGGGAGAGUAUUAUGGUCUGUCGUGCGCUGGCUGCUGCUUUUCUGCUCCUGGAAGCGGCCGAGGGGGGAAGAGGCGAGUCAACAUGGAGCUCUCGGCGGUGGGGGAGCGGGUGUUCGCGGCCGAAGCCCUCCUGAAGCGGCGCAUACGGAAAGGACGCAUGGAAUACCUCGUGAAAUGGAAGGGCUGGUCGCAGAAGUACAGCACCUGGGAGCCGGAAGAGAACAUCCUGGAUGCUCGCUUGCUGGCAGCCUUUGAGGAAAGGGAACGAGAGAUGGAGCUCUAUGGCCCCAAAAAGAGAGGACCUAAACCCAAAACGUUCCUCCUCAAGGCCCAGGCCAAGGCCAAGGCCAAGACUUACGAGUUCCGAAGUGACUCAGCCCGGGGCAUUCGGAUCCCCUACCCUGGCCGCUCACCCCAGGACCUGGCCUCUACUUCCCGGGCCCGAGAAGGCCUUCGGAACAUGGGUCUGUCCCCACCAGGGAGUAGCAGCAGCACCAGCAGCACCUGCCGAGCAGAGCCCCCUCGGGACCGGGACCGGGAGCGGGAGAGGGAGCGGGAACGAGAGAGGGAACGUGAGAGGGAGCGAGAGCGGGCAGCCAGCCGUGUGGAUGACAAGCCCAGCUCACCAGGGGACAGCUCGAAGAAGCGAGGCCCCAAGCCCCGGAAGGAGCUCCUGGACCCCUCGCAGAGGCCCUUAGGAGAACCCAGCGAUGGCCUCGGAGAUUACCUCAAGGGCAGGAAGCUGGACGACACCCCUUCAGGGGCAGGAAAGUUCCCAGCAGGCCACAGUGUGAUCCAGCUGGCCCGAAGGCAGGACUCGGACCUGGUGCAGUGUGGUGUGACCAGCCCUAGUUCAGCGGAGACCACGGGCAAGCUGGCUGUGGACACUUUCCCAGCCAGGGUCAUAAAGCACAGGCCUGCCUUCCUGGAGGCCAAAGGCCAGGGUGCGCUAGACCCUGGAGGCCCACGGGUCCGGCAUGGCUCAGGCACCCCCGGCUCUGUGGGAGGCCUGUACCGGGACAUGGGGGCCCAGGGGGGAAGGCCCUCCCUCAUCGCCAGGAUCCCAGUGGCCAGAAUCCUGGGGGACCCUGAGGAAGAGUCCUGGAGCCCCUCCCUGUCUAACCUGGAGAAGGUGGUGGUCACAGACGUGACCUCAAACUUUUUGACCGUCACCAUUAAGGAAAGUAACACGGACCAAGGCUUUUUUAAAGAGAAAAGAUGAAUUGCUGAGUGGGUGAGCCCAGGACAAGAGAGCAGGGGAGAGAGUGAGCGAAAGCUUGGCAAAUGCUUUUUAUUUCUGGUGGGAUGUGGCCGCCUGGCUGGUCCUGUCCCUAACUUCAUACCCCCUCAGCCCCUUUCAUUCCUCCUUCCCCUCAGUUUUGGUUGAAAAGAUUAUUUCUAGAGUUAUAUUUUCUAUUAGAUGUAAAUAUGUUAUUUAAGAAAAAUAUCUAAAUAUAUAUAUUUCAACUCUUGAAGUUGUUUUAUUUACACGAGGAGAGAGAGACAGUGUGUUUUAGUUGGGGCAGGCCGGCUGAGCUGGGGCAGGAGGGCCCCCAUCCCCCCAGGGCACUAGGAAAGUUGGGGGCCUGGGCCCUGGGUUUCUGAUGGUGUCUGGAGGGAUGCAGCCAGCCCACCUCGCCCCUCCUCCCUUCUCCGCAGCCCAGUGCCAGAUUCCUGGCACCAAGUCAGGGCCCAGAUUUUUUCUCCCUUCCCAUUGGCCAGCCAGGCCAACAAAAGGUUGGAUCCCCAAUCAGAAAAAAGGGGGUGGAGUCAGUCUGUUUUUCUUUUUUCUAUUUUUUUUUUUUUUAAGAUUAAGAAGUCUAUUAGGGGGAAAAUGUAUUAACUUGGAUAACCUUUUCGUGUGUGAUGUUGAAGGUACAAAGCGGCUGGCUGGCUGGCGCGCGGGAGGGUGGGAACAGGUCCCCCCAGGACGACACCGGGAAAUGCACUUUAGGGAGGGGUGUGCGUGUUCUGCACGCAGCUCGUGUGUGUGUGUGUGUGUGUGUCAUGUGGAUAAAAUCUCCCCGUUCCCUCAAUUCCUUUCCUUACUCCGCAGAAAGAAAAAGCCAGCGAAUCUGUUUACAUUCCCGAAAUGCCAGGAUAAAUUGGGAGGAUUGCGUGUCAGUGCCCAGAGUGCGAGACAGUUGUACAAGAAAAGUGUUGGGGUGGACUUUUCCCUUUCGCGUCCUCUAGCUUCGCCAGGAGAAGAGACGGCGGCCCCCACCUCCCAGGAAGAGUUGGACAAGCCUGCCCCCGGGAGGGCGGGCCGCUGGCGCUCCGACGGACACGGCUGGACGGGCCACCCUGCGGGACCGCGGAGGGAGGCGCGGCGGGCGGCGGGCGCGGCUGGCAGCGGCGGCCUCGCACCCAGGCCCUCUCCCGGCCGGGCUGGAGCGCGGUGGAGGACCCGGCUGGCGCUCGGGGCCGCGGCAGGACUCGCAUCCCUGGCGCUCGGCGGGGCGAGGGGAAGGAGGGCGAGGCAGGGUUUUCAUCCAAGAAUGCUCAUAAGAACUUUUGCUUUUUCCUCCCCCCCUUCUUAAAAGCAAAAACUAUAAUUUAUAGGCCUUUUCAAUUCGCAGUGUUCUCUAUUUGAACUCGACAAGCUCCGCCAAAGGGGGAGGGAGGAGCGGGAGUUGGGAGUGGAGACGGCCGCGGCGGGGGAGGCCGAGCGCGGCCGCGGGGCCGGGACGCCCCCGCCCCGGCAGACUCUGGGCCACUCUGCGCUCCGAGGGCGCAGAACGUGGGCCCCUCUUUUGACUCAAAAGCACAAAUCGGUCCCCUCCACCCCACCCCCGUCCCUUCGAGCUCUGAUCCAGCAGCCUCCUGGCCCUCCCCGCCCUUAAAGGGCCAGCGAAGACCUAACUUCCCACUGCUCGUUCAGGGAGGGCCGCUGGGGCCCUGCGCGCCGAAGCAAGCACAGACGCCGGACUCGGGCGAGCGAGGCAGGGGGCGGGUGGGGGAGCUUCGCCGCGGAGAGGGACGGGAGGGAGCCCCAGCCUCGUCCUCGCACUCCCGACUUCCCACCGCCAGCCUCGCAGCCUCUUUUCCAGACUUUCUUGCCUUUAAAGAGAGGCAAAAAGAGGAAAUCGGUGUACUACGUGAUUUUGUUUGGUUUUGAAUAUCAAAUUGCGCCUAUAAAGAGAAGCCCCUGGAAUGGGGAUUUUUAUCUGCUCAAAUUUGUAAAACUGGUAUUUUAGACUUUGUAUAAAGAAGCGCCGUUGACCGAGUGUAUCUAUUUAAAUGUUGACGCUAUUUUCAGAUGAAACUUCAUUGAAGGGACGCGUCAGUUGCUGAGUGGACGGUGACUCAGGGACACAAGUCUUCACCUGGCUGCCGCCUUCCCCUCUGCUCCUGCCUUCGCUCCCACCCCCUGCUCCCUUCCUGGGGCCGCCUUUGCCCCUUCCCUCCGACCUUCCUCCAGCCAGCCUGGUUCUGUUCCCAGCGCCCCUCCAUCCUGCCAUUUGUCCGUGGCCAUGCGUGUGUGUCUCCCUCGCAAGCUCUUGCGACGCUGACCUGGGGUGGGUGGGCAGGGGCCGGGGGUCAUGUGCUGGGAGUCUGCAACCGCGUGGUGUGCGCGCCUGUUGGAUUUAUUUAAGUCUAAGAUUUGUACAAAUCUCGAAUCGAUCUCAGCCUCUGCUCAAGAGUGAAGCUUCGGUACUAUCCUCUGCGGUCGUGAAUGUCUGUAUCCAAUACCGCUUUUUACGUGUUUAAAUAUAUACUUUGUAAAUAGA
Lemur catta (Ring-tailed lemur) is the source of this 4202-nucleotide messenger RNA. RefSeq names its product chromobox 8 (gene CBX8). Bases 554 to 1693 code for a protein of 379 amino acids. The transcript is spliced from 5 exons. The record is from RefSeq and is a predicted model, not a curated record. Lineage: Eukaryota; Metazoa; Chordata; Mammalia; Primates; Lemuridae.